AUGUCUGAGACGGCGCCGGCAGUCCCAACUGAUCCUGGACCAUCCCGUAUGGAGAAACCUCCAGCCAAGAAAAGAGGAAAAAAGCCCGUUGGCCUGGCAGGUGCAAACCGCAAGGGCCCGAGGCCCUCUGUAUCCAAGCUGAUCACUGAGGCGUUGUCAGUGUCGCAAGGGCGAGCAGGCAUGUCUCUGGCGGCACUCAAGAAGGCCCUGGCGGCGGCCGGCUACAACGUAGAGAGAAACAACAGCCGAAUCAAGUUGGGCCUCAAGAGCUUGGUGAACAAAGGGAUUCUGGUGCAGACCAGGGGUACUGGCGCCUCGGGCUCCUUCAAGCUCAGCAAGAAAGUUGUUCCACAGCCCACCAAGAGCAAAAUCAAAAAGUCUGGCUUUGGGAAGGCCAAAAAACGGGGCUUGUCCAGGGAUUCAAAGUCAACAAAGAGUGCCAAGACCAAGAGAGCCAAGAAGCCAAGGACAGCAGGAGCUAAGAAAGUUGCCAGGAGAGAGAGGAAGGGUAAGAGUGGCAAGGCCAAACAGCGGAAGAACCCAGCAAAGGCCAGAACAGGGAAGCUUAAGGCUGGGAAGCGGAAAGUAAAUCAGGAAAUAAACCCUAGGAAGGGUGCAUUGAAGAAGUGA
Orycteropus afer afer is the source of this 630-nucleotide messenger RNA. RefSeq names its product H1.6 linker histone, cluster member (gene H1-6). Bases 1 to 630 code for a protein of 209 amino acids. Gene Ontology annotation, molecular function: structural constituent of chromatin; DNA binding. Gene Ontology annotation, biological process: nucleosome assembly. The record is from RefSeq and is a predicted model, not a curated record. NCBI's taxonomy places the organism in Eukaryota, Metazoa, Chordata, Mammalia, Tubulidentata, Orycteropodidae. Gene Ontology annotation, cellular component: nucleosome. The transcript has a single exon.